Molecule: messenger RNA, 941 nt
Organism: Drosophila busckii
Lineage: Eukaryota; Metazoa; Arthropoda; Insecta; Diptera; Drosophilidae
Product: ankyrin repeat and LEM domain-containing protein 1
Exons: 2
Coding region: 54-821 (255 amino acids)
Molecular function (GO): endonuclease activity
Source: RefSeq, a predicted model, not a curated record
UUUUUUUAGAAAACACACACUUCUAUUUAUUGUAUUUUUUAAAUAAGUUUGUCAUGUCCAAAUUAUUAGUGCUCUUAGCAUUGAGAGGCCGCUCGCUCAAAGACUUGCACUCUGUACAAGAUCGUGGUUUAAAGUUCAGCUUAGGCGUGCAUCAUGCGCCCUCCAGCAAUUUCUCUCCUGAGCUGCAGCAGACACUGAAGUCGGAGCAAAACUUUGGCCGCAUUGAGCAGCUAAACACAUUGGUGAAACGCCAGCGCAGUUGGCAUAAUCAGCAUGAUCAAGGCAAACGUCAGUUCUGUAACUACUUGCUGCUGGAUCCGCGUGUUACCAAUGAGCUUAAGCAGCGUGCCAAGCGCAUGCAUCAACUGGAUAUUUGGUUGACAUUUCUGCGUGCUAUUUUCUAUGUGGGCAAAGGCAAGUCCACGCGACCCUUGGUGCAUUUACAGCAGGCGCAUAAGUUACUGCAAACUGCCAAUCCCUACGUGCGAGUGAAGGAUCCCAAAUUAGCGCUCAUAGUGCAGAUUUGGCAGCAGCAACGUGGUGUGCUGCUGCUGCGAGGCUUUCGUGGCAUCAGCUCCAACGAUGCGCAUACACGUGAGGCGGCCAUGAUAGAUGCGCUGGGCAUGAAUCAUUUGACCAAUAGGCGCCAAGGUGUUUACUUCGGCGUGGCGCGCAAGAAAUUCACAAGCGUGCAGCGCAAGCUGCUGGGUGUAGGACUGCUUUAUAAUCUGCUGGGUGUCUAUAUGCGCAGCGAGGAACGUGAGCUGCAGCCAGAGCAAGUGUGUAGCGACAAGAAAAUCGCAACAGACGCAGCGGCCUGAUAUUUGUGUUUUAAUUCGUGCAAAAUAUAUAUUUUAUAUGUCUAUGCCAUCAGCGAGCGCUUGGGGUUGCCCUGUCCGCCCAGCACGGAUCAAGGCGGCAAAUUUGAUUUCUCCCAUGUG